This is a messenger RNA of Aspergillus puulaauensis, 1272 nucleotides long. RefSeq names its product pepsin-like aspartic protease. Bases 1 to 1272 code for a protein of 423 amino acids. The record is from RefSeq and is a predicted model, not a curated record. NCBI's taxonomy places the organism in Eukaryota, Fungi, Ascomycota, Eurotiomycetes, Eurotiales, Aspergillaceae. Gene Ontology annotation, molecular function: aspartic-type endopeptidase activity. The transcript is spliced from 3 exons. Gene Ontology annotation, biological process: proteolysis.
AUGGAUACCAAAAUCAAGCUCAUUCCUAACCCCCAGUACCAGAAGUCCGGCACCAAGUCGUAUGUCCACCUCAUGCGCAAGUACCGCUUCUCGCCGACAAAAGGGGGGCGAUACUUCUAUGGCGGCCAUCUCCAGCAAAGUGGGCGGCAAUACACCACCAAGCCCAUUGGAGGUAAAGCCCGCAUCCAGCGCGUUCUAAGAAAGAAAGUCGCAGAUACAGAUGAAAUUGGCGAAGUCGGCGCCGACGAUGUCCAGAAUGACUCGAUGUACCUGGCCCCUGUGAGCAUCGGAACGCCCGCGCAGACGGUGAAUUUGGAUUUCGACACAGGAUCGGCGGACCUAUGGGUCUGGUCGAGCGGACUCCCGUCGGAAAUUAUCUCCCAGCACAAGUCCGGCACAGUCUUUGACCCAAGCAAGUCAAGCUCAUUCAAAGAGCAGUCGGAUUCCACAUGGAAGAUUUCGUAUGGUGAUGGAUCAUCUGUCUCUGGUACAGUGGGUACCGGCUUGAUUUCGCUCGGUGGCUUAAAAGUCGACAACCAGGCAAUCGAACUGGCCGACACCCUAUCGACCCAGUUCCAGCAGGGCGACGGAGUAUUGGGUUUGGCAUUUAGCAGUACCAACAAUGUUAAAACCCUUGUCGAGAAUAUGAUCGCCCAAGAUACCCCAAAGUCUGCCCAACUGUUCACCGCGAACUUGGGAUCCUGGAAAGACGCAGAUGGGCCAGAUAAGAGAGGUCCGUUUUACACGUUCGGGUUCAUUGACCAGGAUACAGUGGACGCCACUGGAGAGGAGGUAUAUUACACGCCCAUCGACAAGAAUCAAGGAUUCUGGCUGUUCGACUCUACUUUAGCGACUGUAAACGGAAGGACAAUAACAAGAUCAGGAAAUAAGGCCAUUGCUGAUACGGGGUCGGCUUUAACACUCGUCGACGAUGACACGUGCAAGGCAAUAUAUGAUGCCAUCCCCGGAGCAGAGUACGACCAUGAUAGCCAAGGCUAUAUUUACCCAUCCGACACAACAGAGGACAAACUACCUGUCGUCUCACUUGCAGUGGGAGAAAAACAGUUCGUCGUGCAAAAGCAGGAUCUGGGCUUCGCCGAGGCCAAGUCCGGUUAUGUCUAUGGAGGCAUCCAGAGCAGGGGUACCAUGUCGAUGGAUAUCCUUGGGUAUACGUUCCUCAAGGGAAUAUAUGCUAUAUUUGAUAUUGGCAACCUGCAAUUCGGGGCUGUACAGCAGAAGGAGUUGCGGCAGGGCCUGGCUGUUUCUCAGUAA